Helobdella robusta is the source of this 2307-nucleotide messenger RNA. RefSeq lists its product as hypothetical. Lineage: Eukaryota; Metazoa; Annelida; Clitellata; Rhynchobdellida; Glossiphoniidae. Gene Ontology annotation, biological process: cell adhesion. Gene Ontology annotation, cellular component: membrane. The transcript has 15 exons. The record is from RefSeq and is a predicted model, not a curated record. Gene Ontology annotation, molecular function: protein binding. The coding region runs from base 1 to 2307 and encodes 768 amino acids.
AUGCAUACACACACAUACAAACGUACAAACAUACAAAAAUUCACAUACAAAAACAGUAACCACCGGUACAUCGAAGUCAGUAACUCCAUGCUUAAACUCUUCAUAAAUGCCGUUUCGUUGAAAGACAAGGGGCUAUACAAAUGCGUUGGAGAUAUGCAGGGAAAAUCUGAAACUAAAUCAAUAUCCCUUGAUGUGUUUCGUUACAUUACAUUCAACUCGGCCCCGACCAACCAGCAUCCCACUUUGCACUCCAACGCCACCAUCGUCUGCAUCGUAUCCGGAGAUCCUGAACCUAAGAUAUCCUGGAAGUUCAACAGCUCCAGGAUUAGAUUCAAGAGCAAGUCAAACAAAAAGUACGAGAUGCUUCCAGAAGGCCUGCUGGUGUACAACAUUAGCAAGGAUGAUAAUGGCGCGUAUUCAUGUCAGGCCGACGUUGAAACGGAAGGAAGAUUUGAUGAAAAGAUCAUAAAUGUCGAUGUUUACGAGCCACCAAAGAUCACAAAAGCUCCUGGCGAGAACAGAUGGGUGGAGGGUGAUGACGUCACAAUGACGUGCUCAGCUCAAGGCUAUCCAACUCCGAAAUUUAAUUUUCUAAAGAACGGGCAAAAGUUGGAAAUGACCGAUCGUAUAAAGUUGGAUUCAGAGAAUGGGCUCUUGAAGUUCAGCCCUUUGAAAGUUGAUGACAAAGGGGAUUACGUAUGUGUGGCCACCAACGAUGCUGGCAGUGACAGAGGGGAUGGUGUAGUCGUCGUUUUGGUGAAACCGGAAGUUUACGAAUUUAAGAACCAGACAGUCGUCGAAGGCCAGCCAAUCAGCAUGGAGUGCAAGUCACGCGGUGACCCUGAACCAAACGUCACCAUUGCGAAAGUGGAAACAGAGAAGAAAGAAGAUGAUGACGUUGGCGAUGACAAUGGUAUCGCCCGAAUGGACACAUUCAAGAAUGGGGUCGGAAUUUUGAGGAUGAUAAUUGAUAAGUCGGUACCAUCUGACGCAGGGGUGUACAAGUGUGAAGUUGCUAAUGAGGUCUCCAAAGUUCAAAGUUCAGCGCACCUGACCAUCGUUUAUAAACCAAAAAUUCUAAAUAAGAAAAAGCCGCCGGCCUCUGUGAACGCGUGGGUUGGCAAGACACGCAACGUUUCAUGCGAAGUUGAUGCUGUGCCACCCUCCGACAUCAAAUGGUACAACCACAAGUCACCCAUUGAAAAUGCUAACGAAACGUACAAUUUAUUCAAAGUCAACGACGGAUUGAGUGUUCUUCAGAUAACAGUAUCAAAAGAGGAUGAAGAAACAUGGAUUUAUGGAGAGCUAACAUGUGAAGCCAGCAACGAAUAUGGAAAUGAUAAUGUUGCUAUCGUGCUGAAAAAAGCCACUGUUCCUGGAAUUCCUAGAUCCGUAAGACACCUUGAAAGUCUUCCCACGGGAUUCCUACUGGACAUUGUCGAUCCCGACGAUAACGGUGGCGAGGUCAUUCAGGGUUACCAGGUCGAGUAUCAAGAGGUCAAGGAUGAUGGUCAGUCUAUUGAAAUAAAUAUCGAAAAAGUUCCAUCAUCGUCAUCAUCGUCGUCGUUGUCAUCUUCAUCUGAGGAACAUCCUACUUAUAUGCAUAACCUUGCUCACGUGACUAGAGUUGAGGGCAGCAAAUGGAGAGUAGACGGCCUUGAACCCAGCACGGAGUACGUGAUGAAGGUCAGGGCCAGGACGGAGGUGGGGCUGGGAGGCUACAAGAAGGUCAAGGCCAAAACUGAAUCAACUCGCCAACCUUACCCAAUUAUCAUCAAACGGACCAAUUAUUCCGAGGCGUUCGGUCACCUGAUCGAGUGGGAAAAACCUAUCACUGGGGGAUUUCCAAUCUUGGAUUAUGAGUUUCGAUAUAGGAUGAAAUCCAUAGAUCAAGGUCAAGUGGUCUAUUCUGAUUGGCUGACGAAGACCAAAAGUGACCAUGCUAGCCAUCCAAUGUCGUCAUACUUCUUGGACGACCUUGACGACAAUACAACUUAUGAAGUUCAAGUUAGGGCCAAGAAUGAGGUUGGCUGGUCGGAUUUCUGCCCCUCGCUAGAGUUCACCACAAAAAAGGCAUCAGAGGCAGAACAGGCGGCCCGCAUUCAACAGUCUAGCUCCCCCAUCCUUCCCCUCAUCAUUCUCCUCCUCAUCGUCAUCAUCAUCGUCAUCCUCGUCAUCAUCGAUGUCUCGUGUUAUCAUCUACUCGGUUGCGGUGUGACCAGCUGUCUGAUGAGGAGGGCAAGGAGAGGUCAAGCUCAGUUGGGGUCAACUGAAAAGGUCAAGGUCAUGGAAGAGGGAGAGAAGUGA